Messenger RNA from Closterium sp. NIES-67, 3475 nucleotides. The record is from the annotation of a GenBank genome assembly. NCBI's taxonomy places the organism in Eukaryota, Viridiplantae, Streptophyta, Zygnematophyceae, Desmidiales, Closteriaceae.
CUAGCCAAUCGGCUUCUGUUCGCGGGAACGUGUUAGACCUAGUCAGAGUGAGGGCCUGCCGAACAAGGCCCUAUUUUCGUUGUCCUUGAAUUUAAAAGCUGCGCUACGCACUUCCAGCGAGGAGUUUUGCCGGAUUAUGCGCUAGGGUUUCCUCCCUUGCGUUUAUCCUCCCACGUGUAUGGAACUCUCACUGAAUAUUAGUCUCUAAGUGGAUUAGGUCCUUGACUCCUGAUCACCAAUACAUUCUUGAGGCGCCUCAAAGAUCACCAAGACGAUCAGAUUGUUCUGUGCUGGCGAUACUUCCGUACCGUGUAGCCCCUCGAUAGCCGUCGAUCGUAUUCGAAGAUGGACGGUUCAGAUGACUCGGAUGUGGAUUUCGGCACGAUGGUCAUGAAGCCCGGCAGCCGCAGGCCGCCACAGGAGCCGUCCGAUGAAGAAUCGGACGGUGAUGGCGGCGGGGAUUUCGGAACCAUGGUGAUGAAACCCGGAAGCAGACGAGACGGCGGAAGCGCCGGCGGCGGCGGCGGCGGCGGCUGGCGUGGGGGAGGUGAUAAUAAAGGGGGAAGCUAUAACGGGGAUAGUGACGAGGAAGGGGGAGGGGAUUUCGGGACGAUGGUGAUGCGGCCACGUGGCAUGCGAGGAGGCGACGAUGACGGGAGCGGGGUGGAAUCGGACGGUUCAGGAGGAGGGGAUUUCGGAACCAUGGUGGUGAAUCGAGGAAACAGCGGGAGAGGCGGGAGACGGGACGAGGAGGAGGAGGAAGACGAAGACGAGGGGGACAAUAACGGGGAUUUUGGGACAAUGGUGGUGAGCAGAGGGGCGGGAAGGCGGAAGGGGGGAAGAGAGGAGGAGGACGAAGGGGAGGAGAGCGAGGAAGGAGAUUUUGGAACGAUGGUGGGAAAGGGGGGAAGAAGGGGAGGAGGGGGAGGGAGAGGAGGGAGGAGGAGAGAGGAGGAAGAGGAGGAGGAGGAGAGUGAUGAGGAUGGGGAUUUUGGAACGAUGGUUGUGAGUAAAACGAAGGGGGGGCGACAGGGGAAGAGGAGGGAGGAGGAGGAGGAGGAGGAGGAGGAGGAGGAAGAGAGUGAGGGGGAUUUCGGCACCGUGGUCGUGAGCAAAUCGGCCCGGAAAAAGGGGCGUCGGCAGAAAGAGGAGGAAGAGGAGGAGGAGGAAGAGGAAGGGGAGUUUGGAACCAUGGUGGUUUCCAAACGGCGAGGCCGAAACGAUGAUGAUGACGACGACGACGAAGAGGAGGAGGAGGACGAUGAUGAUGAUGACCAAUUCGGUACCAUGGUGAGGGAGGAGAAGGACGGGACGGGGUCGCUGGCAGCGGCGGCGAGGAGCAUGGCGGAGCACAAGGACGUGGCGCCCAAGGCCAAGAAGGGCGGCGGGGGGGGGGUGGCGGGGUCCAGUAUCCACGUGUCAAGGGAAGACCCCACGCUCAAAUACGAGCUGCUGGAGGAGCUAGGCAAGGGCUCAUACGGCUCAGUGUACAAAGGGAGGGAUCGGAUCAGCUCGGAGCUAGUGGCGAUUAAAGUCAUCUCUUUGGCUGAAGGGGAGGAGGGCUUUGAGGAGAUACGGGGCGAGAUAGAGAUGCUGCAGCAGUGCAACCACCCCAAUGUCGUGCGAUACUACGGCAGCUACCAGGGGGACGACUUUCUCUGGAUUGUGAUGGAGUACUGCGGUGGGGGCAGUGUGGCCGAUCUGAUGAACAACACGGACUCGCCGUUAGAGGAAGGGAUGAUCGCAUACGUGUGCCGGGAGUCCAUCAAGGGCCUGGCCUACCUGCACGAGAUAGGCAAGGUGCACCGCGACAUCAAGGGCGGCAACAUCCUGCUCAGCGACUCGGGGGAGAUCAAGCUGGGGGACUUCGGUGUGGCGGCCCAGCUUACGCGCACCAUGUCGAAGAGAAACACAUUCAUUGGCACGCCCCACUGGAUGGCACCGGAGGUGAUCCAGGAGAGUCUUUACGAUGGCAAGGUGGACGUGUGGGCGCUGGGCAUCACUGCUAUUGAGAUGGCCGAGGGCCUACCUCCGAGAUCCAACAUCCAUCCCAUGAGAGUGCUCUUUAUGAUUUCAAGAGAGCCCUCCCCCACAUUAGAGGACCCUGAGAAAUGGUCCCUUCUCUUCCACGAUUUCGUGGCCAAGUGUUUGAUCAAGGAGCCGAAGCAGCGCCCCACCACCCCCGCGCUGCUGCACCACAAGUUCAUCGAGCGGUGCAAGGACACAGCGGUGGUGCUGAAGAAGCGCAUUGACCAGGCCAAGUCGAUGAGGGAGGAGGCCAAGAAGCAGCGGUUAGCGGCUGCAGCUUUGGAAGAGCAGAACAGCGUGUCCGAGGAUUCCAUGGGCACAGGCACCAUGCGGCAGAGGGGCGACGCCAUGGGAGGGACAGUUAAAGCCCGCUCUGCUCCAUCUGCAUAUACUGACGACGAUGACACUGAUUUCGGCACGUUUGUCAACAAGGAUUCCGACUCUGCUGACGAGGCAAUGGACACCGGCACCAUGCGUGUCGCCCGGUCAGACGAGCCGUCCGCCAAGUCAGCAGCUGCCACGUCAGCAGCAGAGGGGGUAGAGUCGUCUGCAGAUAACAUCGGGGCGGCACUGGCAGCCAUGGGAGGGCAGCGCAAAGCGAAGCCCGCACAAGCCAGGUCUGCCCCUCCUCGCAAGUCGGAGCGACCCCCCAUCCCCCCGAAGCAAGCUGCAGUAGCGGGGAUGGAGCUCGAGGCGAAGAGGCGGAAAGGCACGGACUUUUUCGCGGGGGCGCGUCAGGCGAUGGAGGAUGGGACGAGACAGGCCAUGGCUGACAGCACCAAGCCCGCUCAGCGAGCCAGUCCGGGAUUGCAGGAUAAGCUAUCAGCGGUGUACGCAGCCGGCAACACUGUUCCCAUCCCCUUCCUCCGAGCGUGCGACAUCUCCCCCCUGGCUCUCAUCGCAUCAUCGGGCCCCGACGGGGCUCCCUUUGACCAGUGUGGGCUGGAAGCGAUUCAGGAGCUCUCAGGGAGUGGUGGAUUGGCGGGGAGUAAGGGCGCUAGACGAACCCCUGCUGCUGAGGUUCCCCUCCCUCCCAGUGUGUACCGCAGACUAGCCAACAGCACCACUCUUCCAAAUCUCGCCAGGGCUCUGGCCUAUCACAAACAGUGUUUGGACGAGAUGCCUCUACAAGGGUGGCAAGUAACGCAAGAAAAGGCCAUCAUCCACAAUCUCUCAGACACUAUCCGAACCAUUCUCCGCCUCUAGCCGCUCUGUUCAACCACUACUCGCGGAUACAGCUGUUUUGCGGUCCAUUUGCUUUUGAGGCGCCUCAAAAGCUACUCGUGGAUACAGCUGUUUUGCAGUUGAUUUGUCCCUUUUUUUUUUGUAGAUCUUGUUCAUCUGUUUAUUUUGCGCAUGGUGGACAUAUACAGUACGGUGACUGAUUAUGGAUCAAGGCCCUUCUUUACUAGUUUAUUAUCACCAUCCUGGUGAAACCUGCUCUGCA